CCAUCCUUCAGAGAUAAGUUUAACAAAUAGAAUUAAAUACAAUAUUUAUCAUGUUUGUAUUGAACGACUGGUGGAAACGAUUACCUAAGGAGUACCGCCAUUGCGCCAAGUGAUGACGUAAGCGUCUAAGAAACAACAAGGCCAAUUCGAUCUAUUUAGUUUUUGAAAGUUUUCCCACGUGCAAAAAAAACAAAAGCACGCGCACUGUAUAUUUCUAAGGAUAAUUGAAGUAAAUACUAUUUUUCGAAAUUAUUAUUUUUAAAUAAAUAUAUUAGGUCUAUUUCUCUGAAUUGUUAUUCAAUUAAGUUUUUCGCGGUGCCAAUUCCAUCUCGAGGGAGCUGGUUGAAGGGAUGGUGGCAUUUGAGCUCGCUCGAGCACAACGUGCCCAUAGUCUUUUUUCUCUCUUCCAUUUGGGCCUAUUGGUUAGUGCCUUGGCACUCAUUCAUAGUGGAGGGCGGUUGAAAUGCAUGCAGCCAGGUAGAGGGGUGUUUGGGUAGAACAUAAAAUGUGUAUUUUGUCAUAAAGAGAUAGCAAUUAUAUCUGCUUUAUUUGCUUAGCAGGGAUGGGCACUGGCCCCCUCUAACCUACACUGACCUCCUUGUAGCUUAGUCUGUGUUGCCUGCAUGAUGUGGCAUGAUGUGGCAUGACUGCAAAGUGGAUGUGCACGAGGACAGUCCCCUCCCAUAGCCUCCCGUGGUAUCUCACUUCAAGUGGACCCUGUCGUUUUCAUUACUAUUUUAAAUCGGUUUUAACUGGGGUUAAUAGUUGGCCUAUUCUAAGGGACACUGCAUUGAGAUACCACAUAGGGCCCGCAGAGCAUUCUAAACGCUACCGCUGGGUUAGCCCCCGCAGUGGAUGCUUAGUCCCUCUCUAGGCAGGGUUGGCAUGGUGAUUUGCCGUUUACCUACGUUCUCUCCUUUCGACAGUGGCGGUCGACAGUCCUAUGUUGCGCGUGGACUGGAGCGAAGCAAACUCUGUGUCUGACCUGGCGCUCUUGGGGAACACGCGGACCUGCUUGGCUCGCAGACACAUUCGCCACGCGCCCCUAGACACACUGGACCACUACGAGGUAAAUGUUGAAGACACCGUUGAAAUGUUACCAAAAUCGAGAAGAGCACUUACCAUUCAAGAGAUUGCGGCGUUAGCCAGAUCUUCAUUACAUGGCAUCUCCCAGGCGAUGAAGGACCAUGUGACACGGCCCACAGGCAUGGCCCAGGGCAGGGUGGCCCACCUGAUAGAGUGGAAGGGCUGGUGUAAGCCCACUGACACCCCCGCAGCUCUGGAGUCUGACUUCAACAACUACUCUGACCUCACUGAGGGAGAACAGGAGGCCCGCUUCGCUGCAGGUGUGGCGGAGCAGUUUGCCAUAGCGGAGGCUAAGCUGAGAGCCUGGUCGUCUGUGGAUGGAGAUGACUCUAAUGACGACUCGUAUGAUGAGGACUUCAUUCCUGCCAACGAGCCCACAACACAAAGCACAGAGGUGCCUCCUUACCUGAGGGACAUUCUUCAAAGUCAGGUGUGUCAGCACCUGGGUCUGCGGGGGCCGUGCUGUGAGGGGGCAGGAGGAGGAGAGGGGGGAGAGAGGCCCUCUCCCUCCUCCACAGACACCCUUUGCUCUAGCCUCUAUAGCCUGAAUGAGCAACACCCCUUACUGCGAGAUCUCACCCAUCACUGCUGCAACAACCACGGUAACACCGCCGAGCUGGCUGCUAAGAUCCUCUCGGCCCUGCAAGGGGGGGAGGAGCUGCUGUUGGCCCGCCUCCAGAGGGUGGGGCAGGGGGUUCGAGGGGGAGGGGACUUCAACAACCUGGGGGGUGGGAGGAGCCGGACGGGGGGGGAGGAGUCACCUUGCUACUCUGUGACCUACUCCGAGACCUAUCUGUCGCCCGGGGAAGACGAAGGUACGCCCUGCAAAGACUAUGAGGGCACCGUGGGCCAGGGAGAAGGAGAGCGCGAGGUGUACCCACCUGACUAUGCCACCCACAGGAAGGAAGAAGCUCACGGAUUGGCAAGUGGGGUUCAGUGCUCCAGCCACCCACAACAAGAAAGCGAGUGA
This is a messenger RNA of Oncorhynchus mykiss (rainbow trout), 2056 nucleotides long. NCBI's taxonomy places the organism in Eukaryota, Metazoa, Chordata, Actinopteri, Salmoniformes, Salmonidae. The record is from RefSeq and is a predicted model, not a curated record.